AUGAAAGCUGUUUUCACACUACCGGAGAAGACUCACGGCCCCGGGCCCGUCUUCUUCACUUGGCAAAAGGCCGGCGGCAACUAUCUGGUGACCACGGGCUACGACCAGAACGUGAACGUCUACGACAGGCAUGGCAACCGGAAGGACCAGAUCACUCUGCCCGGGAUGUGCUCGGGGCUGGGCUGGGAGAAAGAUGGCGACGUGCUCGGUAUCAUCACGGACAAAUCACCCAUCUUGAUCCUUUGGGACGCCAACAAUCGGAACGUCAGUCAGGUGGACACUGGACUGAGGGACGUGCUGACGCUGCUUCUGUGGGCCAAGACAGGACCGUUUGUUGCCAUCGGCACGUCCAAGGGAAACCUUCUGGUUUACAACCACCGAUCGUGCAGAAAGGUGCCCAUCUUGGGAAAGCACACCAAGCGAAUAACGUACGGCGCCUGGAGUCAGCAGAACAUGCUAGCUCUGGUUGGCGAAGACAACGUGCUGACCGUGAGCAAUCAGGAAGGAGACACCCUGUGCCAGACGAGUCUCAAGUCGGAGGCCACGCUGGUUCAGUUCUCGUGCAUGAAGCGGGAUGAGAAAAACACAGUGGAGAACACCGUGAGCCUGGUGCUCAACAAGAGGACUUUGCUCCUUUUGGACAUCUACGACCCUGAGAACCCGUACGUGCUUGCCUUUCAAGAAAUGUACGGGAAGAUAAUUGAGUACCGGUGGUACGGAGACGGCUACAUACUCUUGGGCUUCACCAACGGCUACUUCGUCGCCAUCUCGACGAGCUUGAAAGACAUCGGUCAAGAGAUGAUGCAAGUUCGUUGUCACAAGCAGUCGCUUUCGCACAUCGCCAUCUGCCUUCCGCAGAACAAGGUCGCAUCUUGCAGCGAUAACGUGAUCAAAGUGUAUGACCUCUCUGAUCUCCAGGAAGUUCAGUCUGUUAUUACAGUUGAUGACGAGCGCAGAAUAGAAUGGCUCGAUUGGUCCGACGAUGGACAACUUCUGGGCGCUAGUGGUGCAAGUGGUAGUCUCCACGUCUUUCUUACCAAGCUCCCAGCCUUGGGGAACAGCCUGGGUCACCGUUACGCCUACCUUACCUCUCUUUAUGAAGUUACCGUAGCAAGUGUCACGGAGCCAGAGCUUCAGAUGACAGUGAAAGUAGACAUUGAGCCUGGCUUUAUUGCUUUGGGACCAUUCCACUUGGUAGUUGGCAUGAACAACCGCGCAUGGUUCUACGCCUUAGGCGACAAGUCUAUGCUGCCGCUGCAGGACAAGGAAUACCUAGGAACGGUGAAAAGUAUGAAACUCAAUGGUGAUUAUGCCGCUGCACUCUUCGACGGUAAAGUACAGAUGCAACUCAUAGAAACGGAGCAGAGCGAUAUGGAAGAACGAGAAAGCAAGCUUUUCCCAGACUCUAGUCAAGGUCAGGCGAAAAUUACUUGUCAUAGCGUAACGGAGGAGUUCCUGAUGUACGGUACUGACGCCGGAACCAUCGAAUUUUUUUUCCUCGAAGACUGGACAAUUGUCAACCGCUACCGGCACACAAAUGGCAUUCGACAGAUUCACCCCGAUUCAUCGGGUACUCGAUUGGUGGUGGUUGACAAUAAGUCGGAAGGGUUCAUUUACAACCCAGUCAACGACCACAUCGUAGUCAUCGAGAGCUUUCCUACAACUACUAAAGGUAUAUUUUGGGAUCAGUAUGUGGAGAACCACGGCUGCUUCGUAGCAUUUGACGAUCACAACAUCAGCAUGUAUGUCUAUACUCCGGAGACGGUUGCAGGCGCCACGGUGGAGCCCGUGCGAACCAUUUCGGUUCCUUCCGGACAGAACCCGCUUCUACUCCACUGUGGAAGUCUCACCUGCCAGACUCAGAGCGGCAAGACAGCAGUACUGCUUGUUUCGUCCCAGGAAGAGAAAGGCAAGAUCACUACAGCCCAGCAGCGUCAGGCACUUUCUGAACACUUGAAGAUGCGCAAAUUCCAAGACGCCUGGAAGAUAUGCGUCGAGCUCGACUCAAAGAAGGACUGGAUUGAGUUUGGGAACGCGGCCCUGGCAAACCUUGACCUUGAUUUAGCAACACGCAUCUUUCGGCAUAUUGGGGAUGUCGGGAUGGUUUGGUCGUUGCAGGGAAUACGCCUCAUAGAAGACAAAAAUCUUCUAGCCGGACAUCUGGCAAUGUUCAAGGGAAACUUCGGACUCGCGCAGGACCUCUUUCUGGCUUCUAGCCAGCCAACGGCCGCCUUACAAAUGCAUAGAGACCUGCUGCACUGGGAACAGGCACUGCAACAAGCCAAACGUCUUGAUCAGCAGCAAAUGCCUUUCAUCUCCAGGGAAUACGCCCAGCAGUUGGAAUUUUCCGGCGACUACGCUAAUGCCCUAGUACACUUCGAGAAAGGGAUCACCGGAGAACUUGAUCACGCGGAGCAUGACAAGGCGUGUCGCGCCGGAAUUGCACGCAUGUCCGUUCGGUGCGGCGACAUACGUAAGGGCGUGCACAUUGCUAUGCAACUGGAAAACAGAGUGCUUCAGAAGGAGUGCGCAGAAAUUCUGGAGAGCAUGAAACAGCAUCAAGAGGCAGCUGUCUUGUACGAGAAAGGAGGUUAUCACGACAAAGCAGCAAGCCUCUACAUUCGCUUGAAAAACUGGACCAAGGUUGGCAACCUGCUUCAAAACAUCGCGUCACCCAAAAUUUACGCGCAGUACGCGAAAGCCAAGGAGGCGGACGGGGACUACGAAGAGGCUGCUAAGGCGUACGAAUCCGCUCGGGACUUUGAGAAUGUCAUUCGAAUCCACCUGAACCAUUUGAACAAACCGGAGGAGGCAGUGCGCCUUGUAAAGGAAACCAAGUCGGUCGAAGGCGCCAAAAUGGUGGCGAGGUUCUUUCAAAAGCUCGGUGACACAAUUUCCGCCGUGCAGUUUCUGGUGCUUUCCAAGUGCACGGAUGAAGCCUUUCAACUCGCCAAGACAGCAAAGAAAAUGGACGCCUACGCGGACGCCCUUGGGGACAGCGGGUCGGCUGACGACUUUUACAGCAUUGCGAGCUACUAUGAAGAAGCGCGGAACAACUUAGAAGCCGGAAGGUUUUACCUCAAAGCCGGUCAGCACAAGCAAGCCGUCAAGCUCCUUGUCAAAGCAGCCAGCAAGGACGAUGACGCCGCCAUCGGUCUCGCAGUCCAAGCCGCCGCGGAGGCUAACGACGACCAGCUGACCAGGCAGCUGAUCGAGUUCCUGAUGGGCGAAACCGACGGCAUUCCCAAAGAUUUCAAACACCUCUUCCGCUUGUACAUGGGUCUUCGUCAGUACCGGGAGGCCGGCAAGACUGCCGUGGUCAUCUCGCGGGAAGAACAGAAUGCGGGCAACUACCGCAACGCACACAACGUCCUUCUAAGCAUGUACCGGGAGCUCAAGAAACAGCACAUCAAAGUGCCGGCCGAGAUGCACUCUAAUCUAAUGUUGCUACACAGCUACAUCCUGGUCAAACUGCACAUCCGACAAGGAGACCACACCCAGGCUGCACGUCUUCUCGAGCGGGUCGCCAACAGCAUCAGCCGGUUUCCCGCGCACACGGUGCCCAUUUUGACCUCCACGGUCGUGGAGUGUCAUCGCGCGGGACUCGGCAACUCCGCUUUCGUUCACGCCAGCACACUUCUCCGGCCCGAGUACAGAGGCCAGCUGGACCCCAAGUACCGUAAGAAAGUGGAAGGCAUCGUGCGCAAACCGCAUCGCGAACAGGGGCCCGAGCCCACGGCGCCAUGCCCCUUCUGCGAAAGCAGCGUUCCCGAGAUGGAGCUCGUGUGUUCCCACUGCAAGAACACCCUUCCCUUCUGUCUGGUGACAGGCAAGCACGUCCUCAGGAAUGACCUGACCCUGUGUCCCAAGUGUACUUUCCCGGCUAUACUCUCAAAGUUCAGGGCUCUGCUUGAAACGGAAAGUAGCUGCCCCAUGUGCUCGGAGACCGUUGUGGCGAGUGAACUCGAGUCGCAAGAUUUCGAUCCGAACUUGUGCGGUCAGGAUUAG
Molecule: messenger RNA, 4008 nt
Organism: Ixodes scapularis (black-legged tick)
Lineage: Eukaryota; Metazoa; Arthropoda; Arachnida; Ixodida; Ixodidae
Product: WD repeat-containing protein 19-like
Exons: 1
Coding region: 1-4008 (1335 amino acids)
Biological process (GO): cilium assembly; intraciliary retrograde transport
Cellular component (GO): cilium; intraciliary transport particle A
Molecular function (GO): protein binding
Source: RefSeq, a predicted model, not a curated record